AUGGGCAGGUCACCAUGCUGUGAGAAGGUUGGAUUGAAGAAAGGGCCCUGGACUCCCGAAGAAGACCAAAAGCUCAUGUCCUAUAUUGAAAAACACGGCCAUGGAAGCUGGCGUGCUUUGCCUUCCAAAGCUGGACUCCAAAGAUGUGGAAAGAGUUGUCGACUCAGGUGGACUAACUACCUCCGACCAGAUAUAAAAAGAGGAAAGUUCAGCUUGCAGGAAGAGCAAACCAUUAUUCAGCUUCAUGCCCUUCUUGGAAACAGAUGGUCAGCAAUAGCGGCUCAGCUUCCCAAGAGGACGGACAACGAGAUCAAAAACUACUGGAACACGCACCUAAAGAAGAGGCUAACAAGAAUGGGAAUAGAUCCCACAACCCACAAGCCCAAAACUGAUCCCAUCGGCGCUGGCUCAGACACCAACUCCGCUUCGCAAUCCAAGGACUUGGCCAAUCUGAGCCACAUGGCGCAGUGGGAGAACGCUCGUCUCGAAGCGGAAGCCAGGUUGGUGAGAGAGUCCAAGCUUCUUCUUCAGGCCCAGCAAACACAACAAACAACCACAACACAACCUCCUCCGGCGCGCCUCGUCCUUAACAAGAUCACGGCGGCUCAACAACAGCCCUUGCUUCCGCCCUGCCUUGACGUGCUCAAGGCCUGGCAGAACUCAUGGUCUUCCAAGCCGCAGCUUUCCGUACCAUCAAGGGAAAAUUUCAAGAUGCAUAGUAUGUAUGCCAUGAUGCUCUCCACUGAUGAGAAUCUUGAAUCUCCAACUUCCACCUUGUGCUUUCCUGGAAGUGGAAGUAGCGCCAUGCUUCCUAUCAUGUCCUCCACAACCACCUCCGCCACCACUAUCACAGUAGAUGCUCUCAACGAAAACUUACUUAAUCCUUCUCUCACCAAAACUAAGAUUGAUAGCAACGGCACCAUGGUAACCCCAUGUGACGAAGGAGUGUUCAUUACGAAAGGAGGUAAUAAUAACGAAACUGACUCAUCAUGGUACAUGUUGAAACAGAACAACCCUGAAAUAGAACUUGAUGACGAUGAAAUAGUGGAAAAUAAUAAUAACAACAAUAAUAACGGCUUCAGAGAUGACGACAUCAUGGUGGCAGUGGAAGCAUUCAGAGGAAGAGGCGGAGGGGCUUACGACGGUGUUAAUGUUGUCCCACCAACACUGUCCUCAACCGGCGAUGUUGUGGUCAUGGAAGCAGGACUCAUAUGCAGUAGCAAUAACAACGGUGAUGAUGAUGCCCACAUGCCUUACGAUUCCAACGACACCUUGGCAAUUAUCAAUGAUGGUGAUGGAAGCAUCUGUAACGUCAGCCUCGAAGAGAAUAAGCAUUAUUGGAACACCAUACUUAACUUGGUCAAUGAUGCUCAAGUCAUGUUCUAA
Arachis stenosperma is the source of this 1386-nucleotide messenger RNA. Its product is annotated as transcription factor MYB16-like. The transcript is spliced from 3 exons. The record is from RefSeq and is a predicted model, not a curated record. NCBI's taxonomy places the organism in Eukaryota, Viridiplantae, Streptophyta, Magnoliopsida, Fabales, Fabaceae. Bases 1 to 1386 code for a protein of 461 amino acids.